Messenger RNA from Branchiostoma belcheri (Belcher's lancelet), 3397 nucleotides. Its product is annotated as hairy/enhancer-of-split related with YRPW motif protein 1-like. Gene Ontology annotation, cellular component: nucleus. Gene Ontology annotation, molecular function: DNA-binding transcription factor activity, RNA polymerase II-specific; RNA polymerase II cis-regulatory region sequence-specific DNA binding; protein dimerization activity. Gene Ontology annotation, biological process: regulation of transcription by RNA polymerase II; regulation of neurogenesis; anterior/posterior pattern specification. The transcript has 6 exons. NCBI's taxonomy places the organism in Eukaryota, Metazoa, Chordata, Leptocardii, Amphioxiformes, Branchiostomatidae. The record is from RefSeq and is a predicted model, not a curated record. Bases 354 to 1724 code for a protein of 456 amino acids.
UCCACGCGGGCAUCAUUUGCAUCUCAUUUGUACAUAUCAUAUAUUAUUAGCCAUUUAAACAUUUGCAUAAGCGAUUUCAUUGCUUCUUAUGUGUCCAGCGUGGCACAAAGCGUGAUAAUCUACCCAGGCGGUGCGGUGUAUUCCGGCGGUUGUGCCUGUUGUUUUUCAGUCUGGAGUCCCAGUGUUAUUUUGGGCGCGUGACGGACGCUGGAAUGCACACGUGAGGUCGCGUGAUUUCACCAUCGCAGUUCAGGCUGGGCACAGACCAGUCCAGUCCACACACAACCGACCAGUUCACCCGUCAGGGAUACACACGUAUGACGAGCUAGAGCUGAGCAAAGCAGCAGACAUACAUGAGUGUAGAAGUUUCCACCGGUGCUGGCGUUGCCGACCCGGCUCUCGCGCUUCGUCUGAACAUGCAAAGAGACAACGAGGCCUACCCGCUACCUCCUCACAAGCGAGUCAAGACGGAAAACAUGUCUUACGACCUCCACGACAGCAUAUCUCCCGUGCACAUGGCCUUCAUGACCGACUCGAGAGGUUUCAGACGAAGAAACAUGCAAGGCACCGAGGAACAACGGGACCUACAUAGAAUCGUGGAGAAGAGAAGACGAGAUCGUAUCAACGACUGCCUGGCCAACAUCCGGGAACUUCUGCCAGAGGAACUUGUCAGACAAAAGUCCUGUGGAAAAGCUGAGAUCCUCGAGCUCACCCUGAUGCACAUGAAGCACCUGCAGAAACAGGUGCAGGCGUACGAGCAGGGCAAGACACCUCCUGCAGCUACACCUGUCAUCCGCCAGGGGGACUUCCUAGCCGGCUACCGGGAAUGCCUUGGGGAGGCCAUCAGAUACAUGUCACAGAGUCCUGUAGAUGGCAUUAGCUGUGAGAAACUAGAGUCCCAUCUUCGGAGACACUGCCAACGCUUGUCUCCCUAUCAAGGCUUUCCUGACACAGAAGAGCCUCCUGGCGGAUUAGCUCGGGAUAGCAUCUCACCCCAACCAGAGCAACAGAUGCACCAGGAGAGACCAAUGCCAGAGGAGCCACAGCCACCCCAGCACCCCCCUCACAUGAUGGACGCCUCCCAACAGACGCCCUCCCCACAGACGGCUCAGUCACAUCACACUGCCGCGGAGGAAGCCUGCCGGUCGCCCGUCAGAGAGCCACCCCGCGAGAGAAGUCCGUCCCGUGACUCCCAGCCACCCCACCCCCCGCUGCCUUACACAGCCUUCCCCCCUGCCCCCUUCAUCCCCAUGCUAGCCCUCCACCCCUCAGGUACUCACUACAUCCCUGUUAACUUCACCCCACCCACAGCCGUCACCCCCCAGGGGGGUCAGCCUGGACAGAACAUGGUCUGCCCCUUCCCGAUGAUGUUCCCCGCCCCCAUGUACCCGGGGGUGUACCCGCCAACCAGCAUGGCCGGCUCCGGCGGCAGACGCAUCGGUGGGAUCCCCGUCAUGCCCCCGUACCAACCCCUCUCCCCUCAACCCUCGUCCGACGAAUCCCCCACCACCACCCCCCGGGAGGAGUACUCUCCCCCCAACCCCAGCGCCCACAUCCGAGCCCAUUCCCAAGUGCCAUCCAACGACCCCCUGAACCUGAGCACCAGAAGCGUGGCGUGUCCAGAGGGCAUGUCCAGAUCUCCGGACCUCCCGCACUCCGUGUACAGACCCAGCCACAACUGGCAAGACGUCAGUCCCCAACAUGGCCACGCCAUGCCUCCCUAGUCCUAACACAUAGGUCUAUGCUGCAACAAUGUGUUGUCCAAACUUGAUGUUACAUUGAAAAUUCUGUAUACCUUGUCGUGUUGCGCACCAUUAUUAAACGGAAUGAAAACAAGUUUAGAUAUUAUAUAGAUAGUUCAGUCAGGUCAUGUUUUGGUCUCUUUUAAGAUUAUACUGUACUGUAGAUUUCUCUUGCAAUUGUUGAGCAGCUAUCUGGUUCUGUUGAACAGUGUUGCCAGUCAAGUAUUGCAUCAUGUCAAUAACUUUUACAGAAGACAACAUUAUGAAGGCUGUAUGGAUUGUUGUGCAAAAAAAAAUACAGACUUAUUUUUCUGAGUACGUCCAAGAAGUACUAUUGUUUUAACAGAAAUUGCUACGAAUUACUAGUGUCAAUAUUAAAAAUGCUGCAUUUUGGACUAUUUUCAGUCCAAAAUGCAGGAGGUUGAAGUAUGUUCAGGGCUUGGUAUGCUUUAAUUGAGGUUAAUGUACAUUUAUUACAAGCACUAAUAAUCUGCACUUAUUUACUCAAGUUGUUGUGAAUAUUACUCAACCUACAAGCCAAGCACAACAGAAUGCAUUUAUUCCUCUCUUUUUUUUUUCUGUCAAAUCUACCCUGUGGUUGAACUGCAUUCAAUUUGUUUUUUCCCUUGGUGACAUUCUGUCUUGUUUCUGGAUGACUUCUAGUUUAAAAAGAAACUAACUUACACAAGUAUGUAACUUUAGUGUUACAGAAGUUGUAUUUCUCUGGAAUGUGGAUCUUUUUUUUUUCUUACUCUAAGAGCCCCAAAGAGCCGUACAGGAAGAUAAGAAGGAUUAUUACAUAUACUUGAAAACUAAUGUAUGCUUUAAUGUAUACUAGUACUAUGUAGGUUUGGGAAAACAUGCUACAUGUGUACAAACUUUCUCCGGUGAUAUACUGAUGGCAAUGUAUUGAAAACUUGAUAUCUUUUAUUCUUGGAUCAGAUUGGAUAUAUGUUGAAUAUUAAUGGUAUGAACAUGAGUAACACAAUACAAUGGUUGAGCUUCAGACACUGUGCAGGUAUAUUUUUUGCACUUAGUUUAAUGUCCGAGCCACCAAAGUUGGUCAGUAAAUAGAGAACUUGAUACUUAUCAUUCUUUCUUAUUGAUGGUUCUACUAGUACCACAAUCUGUUUGUUGGUUUGUUAACGUUCUAGUUAAUAUUAUAUAUAUGUUAUAGACUUGGACACUUAUAUUUCACUUUGAGGAAAGUUACUAUAUGAUGCCUGUGGAAAGAAAAUUACAUUCUGUUUAGUACAAAUGUGAAGUAAAUAGUGAAUAUUUUGAUGGAUGGAAAAAAUUAUCAUAGUGCACUGAUCAAAGAUGGACAAGACAGAUUCCAUCUUACAUUGUAUGUUUUUUUAGGAAGCAAGAAAUUGCUGUUAGAAAAAAGACAUGCAAAUAGACCUUGUUACAUGUUCCAAUAUCCAAGAAAUUCAAUACAUUGAUAUAGUGUUGUCUAAGAUACUUAUAAGGCUGAUGUACAGUAUAUAGCUGCUGCACAUAUCUGAUGUUUCACAGGAAGGCCUACAGAUAUAAGAAAGCACUUUUCUCUUUCUAUGUGUUGUACAGAUCCGUGGAUGCUCACUAUUUUUGAGAACAGUUGAUACGGCUAUUUUCAAUGAAUAAAUGGGAAGAUAAUGAUUAUCUGAACAUAA